Phanerochaete carnosa HHB-10118-sp is the source of this 1428-nucleotide messenger RNA. RefSeq lists its product as uncharacterized. Gene Ontology annotation, biological process: DNA-templated transcription initiation. The transcript is spliced from 4 exons. The coding region runs from base 126 to 1091 and encodes 321 amino acids. Lineage: Eukaryota; Fungi; Basidiomycota; Agaricomycetes; Polyporales; Phanerochaetaceae. The record is from RefSeq and is a predicted model, not a curated record. Gene Ontology annotation, molecular function: RNA polymerase II general transcription initiation factor activity; DNA binding.
CCCACGGUUGCUGCAUUCUCGAAUUUUAGAUCUUUUUACGACCGCCUCGAGCUCUCGCGCUCUUUGUUUGUUCACGACAUUCACCUGAUUACAUUCCAAUAUCAUCUUCCAGUUGACGCGUCGUAAUGUCGUUUGCGCUCCCCGCUCGUCAAGUCACCUUCGGCCGUUCGGCUCCCGUGCCACCUCAGCAGCAGCAGUACCAGCAGUCACAACCACAACCCUACGCUCAACAGCCACAGCCGCAGACGAAUGGCCUGGCACUGCCGUACCCCACCUACUCUAGUCUUCCGGGACCGUCAACGGGUCUUGCGCUCCCUGGCCCCGCGCCCGCCGCGUACCAGUCGCAGCCCCAACCGGCGCAACCGCCACAAGCUCAGGUCCAGACGCAGCAACCACAGCAGAGCCAGCAGCAGCCCCAGAAGCAAGCGUCACCCGGAGCGAGCGGAAGUCACACCCCCGCGAUCGCCGGCCCAUCUACGCCAGCGCCGACAACGAUCCCUUCAACUCCAGUGCCACUGACGCUCGAACAGCAGCACAUCACUGCCGUCGAGGGCAUCGUGCCGACGCUGCAGAACAUCGUCGCGACCGUCAACCUGGACUGCCGUCUCGACCUGAAGACGAUCGCGCUGCACGCGCGCAACGCGGAGUACAACCCGAAGCGUUUUGCCGCGGUGAUCAUGCGCAUCCGCGACCCGAAGACGACCGCGCUCAUCUUCGCGUCGGGCAAGAUGGUCGUCACCGGCGCCAAGUCUGAGGACGACUCGCGCCUCGCGUCGCGCAAGUACGCGCGCAUCGUGCAGAAGCUCGGCUUCGACGCCAAGUUUUCCGAGUUCAAGAUCCAGAACAUCGUCGGCUCGUGCGACGUCAAGUUCCCGAUUCGUCUCGAGGGUCUUGCGUACAGCCAUGGACAGUUCAGUUCAUAUGAACCUGAGCUCUUCCCUGGCCUGAUCUACAGGAUGAUCAAGCCCAAGGUUGUCUUGCUCAUUUUCGUGUCUGGCAAGAUUGUCCUCACGGGUGCAAAGGUCAGGGAGGAAAUCUACACAGCGUUCAACACUAUUUACACGGUGCUAUGCGAGUUCCGUAAGCCGUGAAUGCGCCCUCCUCUACCAAUGCCCUACCGGCGCCCGACGUGUUCAUUGCCAGCCUUGACGCAUGGCACGAUUACUGUUGGUGCGCGGUUCCUAUAUACGAAAAACGUGAUCAGGGGUUCCUUUGGCAGAGGAGCGGACGUAGUGCACGUGAGAUGUUUCUCUCCCUCCCCCCUUCGAUAUUCACAGUAUACCUUCCUGGACUUUGCCCUUCGUCGUUCGUUGUUCCGGUGCAUCACAAGACAUAAACUUCACGCAAUUAGGGUAGUCAGCCUACAGUAGCCGUUCUAUAUUAGUGUGUGUCAUUAUUGUGCUCGUAGUCAAUGUAUUGUACUUUCAC